Molecule: messenger RNA, 429 nt
Organism: Fusarium musae
Lineage: Eukaryota; Fungi; Ascomycota; Sordariomycetes; Hypocreales; Nectriaceae
Exons: 1
Coding region: 1-429 (142 amino acids)
Source: RefSeq, a predicted model, not a curated record
AUGAACAAGAUCUUUGCCACAUUCACGCCCGUCAAAGCAAACUAUGUCCUUCUCAAGGUCCAACUUGCCACGCCAGCGGCAGCAUACAACCAACUAAAGGCAAACGCACCUCAUGCUAUGCUCCCGCCAGACGACUUCAAAUCAGCCCUGGGGGACAAGAACUUCAUUACUGCACAGCCUUGGGGAGGGUUCAAGGGAUCCGAAAUCAGGGAGUUUGUCAGGGCCAAUGAGUCUAAGAUCCUCAUUGAGAAGAGGGAGUACAACACCAUGAGGGUCUACACCAUUGUUUGGGCACCGAAUGGGGAUAAAUGUCGACUGGAAGGUAUGGAAAGGUUUAUCUGGAAGGUUAUUGGUGGGGAACUCAACGUCGACAACUGGACGAACUUUAUGCGCCUCGCGGUCUCUGUCACGGUUGGAGGUCCAAACUGA